AUGCUGCGAGAAGAGAGCAGUGGUCGAAAAAAAGGCUCGAAGUAUAAGAUCGAUGGACAUAGCUGGUACGUUUUUUGGGUCAGAGGACCCAGUCUGGUCACGCUUUUCUCGACUCUUUUGGCUCAGCUGCGGUCGAUCGUGUACAAAGAGUGGAUGUGCAUACUGAGCACAAGGUAUUUGUUGUCGAUUUGGUCCCGCUCGCUGCUGAAUGGGUAUGCGCCCGAAAAGGGGAACGGCACCGUCGUCUAUUUGCGCGUCGCACGUAUCACUUCGAUUGGCAGCAGCCGUUACCGCCAUAGCAAACAAGGAGUCAGUUGUCAAGCGUCCGGUCCGAGUCUCCAGCGAAACAAAGGCCGAGCCCCGAGCGUCCAGUCGCGUCUGUGUGUGUGUUUGUGCAGAGAAGCAGUCGCGAGCGAGAAGACAAAACCCCCGUGUAGUUCGUCGCGGAGUGAGCGAGCAAACACGCGACUGAGCGACUGA
This is a messenger RNA of Peronospora matthiolae, 480 nucleotides long. NCBI's taxonomy places the organism in Eukaryota, Oomycota, Peronosporomycetes, Peronosporales, Peronosporaceae. The record is from the annotation of a GenBank genome assembly.